This is a messenger RNA of Saimiri boliviensis boliviensis (Bolivian squirrel monkey), 603 nucleotides long. RefSeq names its product ADP-ribosylation factor-like protein 4A. Gene Ontology annotation, molecular function: GTPase activity; GTP binding. Lineage: Eukaryota; Metazoa; Chordata; Mammalia; Primates; Cebidae. The record is from RefSeq and is a predicted model, not a curated record.
AUGGGGGAUGGACUAUCAGACCAGAUUUCCAUCCUGUCCAGCCUGCCUUCAUUUCAGUCCUUCCACAUUGCUAUUCUGGGUUUGGACUGGGCUGGAAAGACAACUGUCUUAUACAGACUACAGUUCAAUGAAUUUGUAGAUACUGUACCUACCAAAGGAUUUAAUGCUGAGAAAAUUAAAGUAACCCUGGGAAAUUCUAAAACAGUCACUUUUCACUUCUGGGAUGUAGGUGGUCAGGAGAAAUUACGGCCACUGUGGAAGUUAUACACCAGAUGCACAGAUGGCAUUGUAUUUGUUGUGGACUCUGCUGAUGUCGAACGGAUGGAAGAAGCCAAAACUGAACUUCACAAAAUAACUAGGAUAUCAGAAAAUCAAGGAGUCCCUGUGCUUAUAGUUGCUAACAAACAAGACUUGAGGAACUCAUUGUCUCUUUCAGAAAUUGAGAAAUUGUUAGCAGUGGGUGAACUGAGUUCAUCAACUCCGUGGCAUUUGCAGUCUAACUGUGCAAACAAAGGAGAUGGCCUAAAGGAAGGGCUUGAGAAACUACAUGGUAUGAUCGUUCAAAGAAGAAAAAUGUUGCGGCAACAGAAAAAGAAAAGAUGA